Molecule: messenger RNA, 458 nt
Organism: Acomys russatus (golden spiny mouse)
Lineage: Eukaryota; Metazoa; Chordata; Mammalia; Rodentia; Muridae
Product: keratin-associated protein 20-2-like
Exons: 1
Coding region: 1-165 (54 amino acids)
Source: RefSeq, a predicted model, not a curated record
AUGUGUUACUAUGGCAGCUACUGUGGAGGCCUGGGCUAUGGAUAUGGUGGCCUAGGCUGUGGCUAUGGCUGUGGCUAUGGUGGCUAUGGUGGCUAUGGUGGCUAUGGCUAUGGCUGCUGCCACCCACUGUGCUGUAGAAGAUACUGGUCCUAUGGCUUCUACUGAGGAGUUUCUGCAGCUGCUCAUGCCAUCUUUCUCCACUUCAGAUGUUCUUAAAUAUCUUCAUAAAUUCCAACCUUAAUUUAAACACUCUCAGGAAUAAUUAAUGAAAUAUAACAUGCCCAGCCUGGUCCUCUUCGUUAAACAUAUUGCAUGUAUAUUUGCAUAAAAGCUCUUCAUUGCCAUCAUAAUGCAUUUCAAAUGUGACCAGAUUGUAUCAUUUCCCAUUAUGUGAAUAUAUACAUAUAUGGUAAAAUAAAAUAUUUACUUGAAAACACAUUUCUUUUUUUAGUAAUGUG